AACAAUUUUGGAAUUUCCGGCUGCUCUUCGAUAGGGUGGCCCUCGACUACCGGCUACGCCUCAUUCGAACCAUUGGAGACAUCCCCGUGUUCGACCACCCUCUUUUGAAAGGAUCCCCCCUCCGCACAAACCACGCUCGAAACCCCUCCCGUCCCGUCCACCUACCUCGCCCAUCCAUCCAUCCAUCCCACCUUCUCUCCAGAAUGUCCGGCGCCGACUCCCCGGAAAUCCUCGCUGCCUACGAUGCCGUACGCUCCGACAAAGACGAGACCAAUUGGCUCUUGAUCUCGUACGCCGCCGCCACUGGGGACGCGCUGAAGCUGACCGCCACGGGAACCGGCGGGCUUGAGGAGCUGACUACGAAGCUGGACGACUCCCAGGCCCAGUAUGCUUAUGUGCGCGUCGAAUAUGCAAACGAUACUGAGAGCAAGCGGGUUAAGUUCGUGUUGGUCAUCUGGAUCGGGGAGGGCACCAAGGUCAUGCGGAAGGCGAGGGUCAGCAUCGAGAGCGGGGCUGUGAAGAAGGCUCUGGGUCAUCAUAGCAUCCAGGUCGAUGCGAGGGACAAGGGGGAUCUGGACGAGAAGGACAUUGUUGCACGGCUGAGAAAGGCCGGGGGUGCCGACUACAAUGGGGGCAGAGGUUGA
Molecule: messenger RNA, 644 nt
Organism: Amorphotheca resinae ATCC 22711
Lineage: Eukaryota; Fungi; Ascomycota; Leotiomycetes; Helotiales; Amorphothecaceae
Exons: 1
Coding region: 204-644 (146 amino acids)
Biological process (GO): regulation of actin filament polymerization
Cellular component (GO): cortical actin cytoskeleton; actin filament; site of polarized growth
Molecular function (GO): actin filament binding
Source: RefSeq, a predicted model, not a curated record